AGCAAGCCAGGCGCCAGAGGAAAAUGGCGGACGGUGUAGAUCACAUCGACAUCUACGCCGACGUAGAGGAGGAGUUCAGCCAGGAGCCCGACUACCCCGUCCAUGAACAGAUCGACCUGUACGACGACGUGAUAUCCCCAUCAGCCAAUAAUGGUGACGCGCCAGAGGACCGCGACUACCUGGACGCACUGCCUGCACAGGGGGGCUCAGAUGGAGGCAAGGCCGCCCCGCCCAAUGUGGUGUACACCUACUCGGGGAAGCGAAUCGCUCUGUACAUUGGGAACCUCACGUGGUGGACAACAGAUGAGGACCUCACAGAAGCAAUCCGCUCAAUAGGGAUCACAGAUGUGUUGGAAAUCAAGUUCUUUGAAAACAGAGCCAAUGGGCAAUCCAAAGGGUUUGCCCUGGUAUGUGUUGGCUCAGAGGGGUCAUCCAGGAAGCUAAUGGAGCUUUUGUCCAAGAGAGAGUUGCACGGUCAGAAUCCCAUUGUGGCGCCGUGCAACAAGCAGUCUCUCAGCCAGUUUGAGAUGCAGUCCCGUAAAAGUAAGCACAGCACACAAUCGGGACAGAUGUCUGGCGAAGGUAAAGCCGGUCCUCCGGGCGGCGGCCGUGCCGGUUUUCCGAUGGGCAGUCGAGGAAGUCGAGGCAGGUUCCCCGGGCCGCCCAGCGGCCCUGGAGGAGACCGCUUCCCAGGUGGUGUUGGGCCCGGUGGACCGCCGCCACACUUCGCUGGCUCGGGGAUGAGACCUGAUUUGAUCAGGCACCAAGAUGGCCACCUGGAUAUGAAUUUCAAUCCUGGGAGCUGGCGUGACAGAGGUGGGAUCCAGGGCCCCCCACGUCCCCCUCCAGGUCCACCCGGCCCACCAGGACCACCCCCUGGCCAGGGCCUGCCCCCACCACUCGGUCCUCCAAAUCGUGGUGACAGGCCACCUCCCCCCGUUCUCUUUCCCGGUCAGUUUGGCCAGCUACCUUUAGGGCCCCUGCCUCCCGGCCCCCCGCCCCCAGGUUACGGUCCACCUCCCGGACCGCCGCCGCCCCAGCAAGGCCCCCCGCCCCCAGGACCGUUCCCGCCACGUCCCCCGGGCCCGAUCGGCCCCCCCUUGGCUCUGGCUCCACCGCCUCACUUGGGAGGUCCCCCGCCCGGCGGACCGCCGCCUGCUCCCCAUGUCAAUCCCGCCUUCUUCCCCCCGCCUGGUGGCAACAACAUGCCGCCCAAUGACAGCAGGGGCCCCCCUGGACCAAAUGACCCAUACGGACGCCCGCCACCUUAUGAGAGAGGAGACUAUGGUCCUGGAGGCCGGGACAUGGAGUCAUCACGGACCCCUCUGAGCGAGGCCGAGUUUGAGGAGAUCAUGAACAGGAACCGAGCCAUCUCCUCCAGCGCCAUCUCCAGAGCGGUUUCUGAUGCCAGUGCAGCUGACUACGGCAGCGCCAUCGAGACGUUGGUCACCGCCAUCAGUCUGAUUAAGCAGUCCAAAGUAUCGGCGGAUGACCGCUGCAAGGUCCUCAUAAGCUCUCUUCAGGACUGUCUCCACGGAAUAGAGUCCAAAAGUUACGGCUCCACCAGGCGAGAACGUUCCAGAGAGCGCGAUCACAGCCGCUCGAGGGAAAAGAGCAGACGGCACAAGUCCCGCAGUCGCGAGCGCCACGAGGACUACUACCGCGAACGGAGCCGUGAGCGGGACCGCCACCGCGAGAGGGACCGUGACCGAGACCGGGAGAGGGAGAGGGAGCGGGAGUAUCGGCACCGCUAAUUGACAAGUUGAGCUCACUACCUAACACCAAUGGACGGACGGACACAAGGAGGACGGACUUCGGCCCCACCCACCGCCACCGGCUGCAUGACUGGACACUCAACGCCUCCUCCUCCUCCUCCUCCACCAUCCAUCCAUCUCCUUUGCCCAUGCUUCUCUCUGUCUGGUCAUCUAGUGUGCAGAGUGGAUGGAGGUGGCGCCCGUGUGCAAGGCUUUUCAAACAUCUAACUCAUGGUAAUUGGAAAUGUUUCCAUUCAGCUCGUUUAUUUUUAUGGUGUUUUUAUUUUACGCGGUUAUGUUUUUUCUCGUCUCUCAAAACAAUGAGAAGGCCUACCUUUCCUCUUGAUCGAAGGCAAGCGUUAUCUUGUGGUUUGUUUUCCGUGCACUGUGCAGUGUUCACUCAGUUUAGAGCAGUUUUUAUAUAGGGUACAUGUUUGCCACCCCCCCACCUGCCCCUCUUUCAUUCUCAUUUCUUCUCAUGCUUAGUGUUUGUGAAUGUCCCUGUUUUUGAUUAAAUCUAGAUGGUGUUGUAAUAAAACAUGUUUACUGAGGUA
Messenger RNA from Phycodurus eques (leafy seadragon), 2308 nucleotides. RefSeq names its product cleavage and polyadenylation specific factor 6 (gene cpsf6). Gene Ontology annotation, biological process: mRNA alternative polyadenylation. The transcript has 11 exons. Gene Ontology annotation, cellular component: mRNA cleavage and polyadenylation specificity factor complex. Bases 24 to 1754 code for a protein of 576 amino acids. The record is from RefSeq and is a predicted model, not a curated record. NCBI's taxonomy places the organism in Eukaryota, Metazoa, Chordata, Actinopteri, Syngnathiformes, Syngnathidae. Gene Ontology annotation, molecular function: mRNA binding.